Molecule: messenger RNA, 8640 nt
Organism: Gallus gallus (chicken)
Lineage: Eukaryota; Metazoa; Chordata; Aves; Galliformes; Phasianidae
Gene: MAPKAP1
Product: mitogen-activated protein kinase associated protein 1
Exons: 12
Coding region: 6599-8167 (522 amino acids)
Biological process (GO): TORC2 signaling
Cellular component (GO): TORC2 complex; cytoplasm; plasma membrane
Molecular function (GO): phosphatidylinositol-4,5-bisphosphate binding
Source: RefSeq, a predicted model, not a curated record
GCUCUGCCCGCCCGGAGGUGCGGGCCCGGGGUACGUGCACGGCCGGAAUUAAAUUCUCUCACUUGUGUUGUUCUGUUUUUUGUUGUUGUUGUUGUUUGUUUGUUUGUUUGUUUCAAAUUCAAAGUAGAUCUGUUCGUGGACGCUUUAUUUGGAUUAGAUUUAGAAAAAUGAUGUCGCUGUAUGUAUAUAGAUUUCUACAGAAAUAAUUCAAGUGGUGAAGGAGAACCAGCUUGUUUAUUCGGUGUGACUGUUUCACCCAGCUGCAACAAAUGGCAACUCCCGACUUCUAGCAUAGCUUUUCCUUUGGGUCAACAAAGAAGUGCAAGCAGUUUGGCAGAGUGAGGGAUAUGUUACUCUGUCUGUAUUGCUAAUGUUUCCAAACUGCUGGAGGCAUUUGAGAAAUAGAUCAGUGCAUACACCGGUGAGAGGCCCUUUACUCUAGCCAAGGGGACAGGAACACAGGGAGCAGCCUGCUUGCUCUAGGGCCGGACUGAAGUUCAGCACCUCCUCAGGGCAGGAAUAGGGGCACCUGGGAUGUGUAGGGCUCGGGCUGCCCUAUGGGUCCUCUCCAGGAUGGCAGGCAGCAGUGACCUGAUGCAUCAGGCUGGAAUACAAGAGACAGCGCUGGUCCUGGGACACAGUGUGCUAUUGCAGCAGCAGCAGCGCUGCAACCGGUUGUCUUUUGGUGCCAGGUAAAUUCAUCGUUGUGACACUGCAUUGUGUUUGAGAUGCACCUUGCAGUGACUUCAAUGUCUUAUGUUUUGCUAGCAUCAGUUCUCUGUCAGAAGGGACCAAAUGAGGGUUUUCUGUUGAACAAAACCACUCACAAAGAUCCUAGUAUGCAUUUUAAUAUUGAUUGUGAAUGCAUUGGGAAGCUUCAUUAAACUGGGAUACCUAGCUGCUGUCUGUGAGUUCAUUUUCUUGUAAAAGACAAUGCAGGAGUAAUCUCCAUCUUGUUUUCUUUCUAAAUCAAUUAUUCGAAAAGCAAAACAAAAUUCCUGUCUUUUGAGUGUUUUGGUAGCCAUUGAGGGAGAACGACUGGAAGUUUGACAAAAGAAAAGUUGAAAGCCAGAGAAAGCGGAUAUUCAUCUGUUGCUGAACGAAUAAGAAUGUGUUCAGUUACAUUUGUCACGAAGGCUUGAUUUCUUGGGGGUGUUAGCAUUUUGGUAGUCCGAGGUCUUAUUUUUCUAGGGCUGAAAUGCCCUGUUUUGUUGAAAAGCGAUGUCUGGAAAACUGAAACUGGAUCUGAAACUGUAGCAGAUACUUGGAAGAGAAAUACUGCCUUCAGUUAGAAAUGGAAUGAUACAGUUACAUAGCAGGGUAAAAGCUUUGAGAAUAGGGUGGUGAAUGGGCUCCAGUUAAGGCAGGUGGGUUUUGUGCAAUAGGUCCCUGUUGGGUUCCAGCUGCAUGAGCCCAACUGCAGACUGACAUCAGGGAGCAGCAGGCGUGUCUGCUGCUGAGGCUCUCAGUGGAUCUGCAGGCUGCUGUAGGUACAGUGCAGCUCAGGUCUUUGUCCUGGGUCUGGAGCAUUAUCUGUAGGGCUGCAGACCUCCAUGUCCUUUAACAGCUUUGAGUCCAGUUCAGCUUCAGUGCCUUGGAACAGGCUUUACAAAGCAGCUGUGUGAGUGAAGCACAGGCAGCUCAAGUAAUUCUGUAACUGAGCACUUUCCAUGCUCAGGGAAGCCCAUUAAGUGCUGCAUCCAUUCACAGUAGUCUAAAGUAAUAGAAGGUGGCCUUAAAAAGCCUCCUUCUGUCUCUCUCAGUAUUAUGUAGGCCAAAAAACAGGAAAGCGUUGAAGCUUUCUAUUUUAGUCUUUGUUGUUAAAAAUUGAAGUUUGUUAAAGUGUUUGAAACAGUUAUGGGAUUUUUAGGCUAUUGAGUACUGUAGUGAAAGGAGCUAGAAUGGAAACUGUAAUCUAACACUUGGGCAGUCUGAGCCUACGCUUUAGGCCAGGUGCUUGUAAAUAGAUGUUAUAUUUGCUCAUCAUAGGAAUAUUAAAGAUGCACAAAUCAUCAUUUAGGCGAGUGAGAAAUCUUGGUUCCAUGUAAAGGUGUUGUACAUUGCUGAAAGUAUUUCUUGUCAGUUCUCUAUGCAAGCAGAUGUGGUCAGCGUCACUGAUACAAGGGCUGCUCAUCCUCAUUUUUGGAACAGGGUAUUCAUCAAGAAUGAAAAUAAAAUGGAAAUGGCAAUGUGUUAUUUAAAAGAUAUUCUGGAUUUGUUUGUUGUUUUAAAAUAAAUAGUCAUAAGAGUGAAUUCAAGCAACUGUUUGUUCUUGUUGUUGUUAUGCUUUUUUUUUCCUGGAUGGUAAAUUCUCCUGAACACAGGCUCUGAAAUUGGGCAGUAGUGAUUCCAGUGUGUUGGGCCCUCACAGUAUGAUGCUGUGCAUGUAAUGCGUGUAUCAUUAGUGAUGCUUGCUAGCCAGUAUGAAGAAAUAAGCAUAAUCAUAGACAUUAAAAAUUAAGCAAAGUGUUUGCACAUAUUUAGAUUAGGCAAAAAAAAAAAAAACCCAGGCAAGAUGCAGCUUUUCUAAACUGUUUCUUUCCAAACCAUUCAGUGCAAUAUCAGAAUGAAAAAUGACAACACUUUGUCAUCUGUUCAAAUUGAUAUUGCACUCUUUGCAGUGACAGCUGAAAAGGCCCACAGGUGCCAUAUAAAGAGGUGACCAUGUUGUCAUAUUUCAUUUAGGCAUCCCUCUGCAAAGCCAUAAUUACCUAAUUAGGUUGUUAAUUAGGAGAUUAGCAUUUCACUAUAUUGAUAGAAUGCUCUUUGCAGGCGUGAUUCUAGUUACGGAUUUGUCUGCCCUAAUUUAUAAUCUUUGCAUUUUUUUAUACUUAUUUAUUUGUGUAAAAUCUUGAUGCGAAGUAGCUCAGGUUAGCUGAGAAUCAACUUGUUUGCAAUUAAAUGAAGAUUUGACAAGAUAAGGAAACAAACAGGUAAGUGUACAUUCUUUCCAUAUGAACUCCAGCGUUCUCUCUCUCCUUCCCUAAAGCUCUGUAACGAAAACAUUGGAUUCAGCAUAACUUGCAUCCUGACUGGUUUGACAGCAAAAAUAUAGGCAAGUUCCAAGCAGUUCAUGCAUAUAGAAAUAAAUAUCCAAUGUCAGAUUGAUUUUCAGGUUGGAAAACUAACAAUGAAUUUUGUCAGAACUUGUGUGUAAUGUAUUGUUUUCUCAUAACUUUCAAAUUCCCAUUUCACUUGUGAAAGAGCACCUCUUUAAAUGACUUCAAAUGAUUAUUUCCUUUUUAAUGAUAGGACGCAAAGCAUGAAUGACAGCUUCUCUAAGCAAGCAUGCAUUCUUAAAUGCACUUGAGCUUUUAUUGAAACACAGACUUGAAUUUUCAUGUAUUACAUUUCACUUUCCUUUAUCCUCCAUACACAGGAGUCUGGCAUUCAAGGGUUUUGAUUAUUUGUACGGCUGCAAAUGUAGAUAGCCAGGACCAUUUAUGUAGCAAUUGCAGACAGAAGUUAACUGUGAAAUUAUUUCAUAUAACCUGAAUCAUAAAUUUUGAAGUAUAUUCACACUGUCCUAUUCCAGCUUGUCACAUGUAGGGAAAAAUCAAUUUUAUUCUAAUCUACCCUUUUUUUCAUUAGUUUCUAAGAUUACUUUAAAGACCUGCAGUCAGAGAGGUGUGCAGUUCGGUGAACGUGGCAGCCCAUGAGUGUAACGUUGUGAGAUUCCUCCAGCGGCGCUCGGAGCGCGUGAGUGGUUGGUUCGGACCCACACCGUACCCUCCACAAACUGCGUUUUGGUUUGGAACAUUUUUGUUUGCAAUGAGUAGGGUUUAACUGGCUAUUACUUCCUCAAGGCAGACAGUCAGUGUAAGCAUCUUUUCCAUGAGUUGUGGGCCUGUGGAAUUAGAAAUAGGAAAUAUCCUUCUUCUGCUUCUCACGCUUACUCUUUACUUUUUUCAGUUUAUUAAUACACAAUUCCUUGCAGGAAUUGGCAGGAGAAAGUUGUGCAGAACUUCCAGCUGCUUUCAGCCAUUUGAUCUGAAAGAGUUACUGUUGAGUUGGUAAAAUUUCAAAGCUGUAGCUCUUUUCUGAAGCAGAAGAGUUUCUGCUGCUGACAGCUUUCUCCAAUUUUUAUCAUUUAUCAUAGAUUAUUUAGAGGUCUAAGAGCAAAUUUGCUCACAUGUGAUACCUGGAAUUAUGAAAGGCAUAAAUAUAGAACUUUUCUGUGAGGAAGGUAUUUCCUGUGCUUUGGUCAGUGGCUGUGUAUCACAGAGAGGUGCCGUUAGCUUGCAGCUUUAGGAGCAAUAGCCGUGGGGAUGAAGUUGGCAGUAAGUAGAUCGUAGUUGGCUGAGCUAUAACUAUGCAUGUUUUCUUCUCUAAUCUCAGUUGGUAACCAGUUUGUGUUCUUGUGAUACAUCAGGCAUGUGUGCUGUGCUAAGACUGCAUUGUGUGGGCCAACGUGUGUGGUAAGGGGAACAACGUGUCAAAGUACAGCAUGGAGCUGUUGCUCGUAGCGCUCAGGCAGGAGCCGGGUGUUGGGCCAGUGCUCCUCAGUGCAGGAAGGGGCUCUGGGCUGUAGCUGCAGUCACUGUGCACGGUCCGUACUGCGCUCGCAGUGUGUGAGCAGCCUGCAGCUCGGUGAGGGCAGCAGUGUAGCGGCCAGGAGCCAGUUGGGGGGGGGGGGGCUGGGCAGCCCCAUGCAGCCUCCUCUGCUCAGAAGAGGGAGGAGUUCCCCCUGACCUGGCUUUGUGUGUUGGAAACCAAUGGUGACGUUCAAUACAAGGUAACGAUGCUUUCCCCAAAGUCAAGAAACCUGCAUUUAGCAGUUAUUUCAUGCUCACAGUCAGACAUUUGCUAUGUGGGGAGAUAUUUGGGGAUUUGGGUGGGGGAAGAGGAAGGUGAGUGUAUCUGACUCUUAUUCCAGAAAAUACAGUGUGUCAGAAAAGCAGAAGGUCUCCCACAAGGUGAUACGUUGUGGCAGUGAAGUUUCCUCUCCGAAUUCGGGUUCAUGCACCUGGGAGUGACCACAGGGCCUCUGUGUGGGACCUCAUGUCCCCUCCUGGAAGCAGGGUAGCUGUUUAAAUGUCGUGCCUUACUUAUUUACUGAAUUAUGAAUGAGGUUGAUCUGCAUAACAGCUGUGCUUUGCUUGCUGUGAAAGUCUAUAGAUGUUGUAAAUACAGCAGUAGGUUACUAGAAGAGGAACACGUGGUAAAAGUAGACUGCAGUCCAGCUGCCUGGCUGCUCCAUGUGCCCUCCGAGGGUGCCUGGCAGUGCAGCUCUGCCCAAGGCCUGGCUGCACAGUGGCAGUCUGUGCUGCUGCCGUGUGCUGAGCAGGAGCACCCUGCAGGCAGGUUGGAUAACGUGUAGAAAGUGCAACAGAUGCAUUACAAAGAUCGAGAAUGAAAUGAGAGGCCGCUCUGGUUCCAUCCCCCUGUGUGAUGAAUCACAGAAGGUGUUUGGUGAUCGGUUGUAUCUCAUCAUCCCACCAAACUAUGUCGUACAGAAAUGCUGUUAAGGCUGCGUAGGUUUCACAUUGCUCCUUUCAUUUUUAGUGUUUGCACAGAGUAUGCUUGACAGCUGCCUGCGAAGUAUUUUAUUUAAUAGCAGUGUAGUAUUUAGAUACUGCGAGUGUUAAAAAUAACACUGGCUUUUUGUUGGUGAUUGAAGAAUGUGUAAAUUGCUGGUGCGUGGAAAGUCCCUGACUUCUUUUCAAUUCAGCUCAUGCCCAUGGGUGAGGUAACGGGCUGGGGGUGUGAGGAAUGCAGCGAGGCGGUGUGCUGGCAACUCGUGGGAGCUCCAAAAAUUGAUCUGGUAUCUAAUGUUGAUGAAAUUGACUGCAUGGAGAUGUGAAGGUAUUCGUGUGAAAGCCUGCAAAGUUGAACUUUGCUUCUUUGAAUUCUUCUGUUGUCUUCGUUUCUCUGACCAGAUCUGCACCACCUAACUGUACUUUGCUUCUCUCCAAAGGAGGAACCAGUUAGAGCUGUGUAGGUAGCAAAUGCUGAAGUAUGGUAGAAAAAUCUAAGCUGAAUUUUAGGUGCUGUUUUUUGGGUUUUUUUGGGUUUGUUUUUUUUUUUUUGAUAACUGUUUAAAUUAACUGGAAUUUCUAUGAAUACUUUAUUAUUGAAAAAUAAUUUUUACGUAUCCUUUUGAAAAUUCUGAAGAGGAAGGAAGGAAAUGUGUUUGUAUUCGAGUUUGGACUUUGAAACGGAAUUUCUGGUAAUUCUUUGCUGUUGCUGUUUAUGGGAGAAGUGAUUGUGUGUUUAAAAUGGUAAGGAGGCUUGGCUAAUUGAGCACGCUGACUGCUAAUAGCGUGAAGUCGGGGUGCAGAGUAUAAAGGUAAAAAUCUCGCAUCUGCUGUUACAUGUUGUUAACUCCCUUAGCAGACAUUAAAUCAUUUCAAGUACAAUAAUAGUGUGGGAGGUACAUUAACUAACCAUUAACAAUCUUAUAAAUACACAAUUAACAUGCCAACAUUUAUAUGACACAUUGAUGGGGCAGCAGUAAUUUUUGAUUGGGAGUUUGUGGACCCUUUAGAAGCCUGAGGCAGUUGCUUAUUUAAGCAAGUUCUUACUGCUCACAGGUACAGUGUCCAUGCAACAAGAUGGAGAGAAGAUAGUACAGUGAAGUGGUGGUCUUGUGGGCAGAAUGGCUUUCCUGGACAACCCAACAAUUAUACUUGCCCACAUUCGGCAGUCACACGUGACCAGUGAUGACACAGGGAUGUGUGAAAUGGUCCUAAUAGAUCAUGAUGUCGACCUAGAGAAGUUUAAUCCCUCAUCAACAUACGGAGACAGUGCUUCAGAAACACAGGGAAGCAAUGGUGAGACUCAGGGCUAUGUAUAUUCCCAAUCAGUCGACAUUACCUCAAGCUGGGACUUUGGAAUUAGAAGACGAUCCAACACAGCUCAGAGACUGGAACGUCUGCGGAAAGAGAGACAAAAUCAAAUAAAAUGCAAAAAUGUGCAGUGGAAAGACAGAAACACUUCCUACUCAGCAGAGGAGCUGAGCUCGCUAUUUGAAAAAAAGAAUUUCAGAGUAAGAUCUCCGUGCUCUGGGAAGCAGUCGAUUCUGUCUGUGCGACUCGAGCAGUGUCCCCUACAGCUGAAUAACCCCUUCAAUGAGUACUCAAAAUUCGAUGGCAAGGGCCAUGUUGGUACCACGGCAACCAAAAAAAUUGAUGUCUACCUCCCACUGCAUGCAAACCAAGACAAACUGCAGCCCAUGACAGUUGUGACGAUAGCAAAUGCCAAGGUGCAUGACCUGAUUGGACUAAUAUGCUGGCAAUAUACAAGUGAGGGACGGGAACCAAAACUGAACGACAACGUCAGUGCCUACUGCCUCCAUAUUGCUGAGGACGAUGGUGAGGUUGACACAGAUUUCCCACCCUUGGAUUCCAACGAGCCCAUUCACAAGUUUGGCUUCAGCACUCUGGCGUUGGUUGAAAAGUACUCCUCUCCCGGCCUGGCAGCAAAACAGUCUCUCUUUGUCCGAAUAAACGCUGCUCAUGGAUUCUCACUUAUUCAGGUGGACAGUAUGAAGGUCACCAUGAAAGAUAUCUUGCAAAAAGCCUUAAAGAGAAGGAAAGGAUCGCAGAGAGGCUCAGGUCCUCAGUAUCGGCUGGAGAAGCAGAGUGAACCUAAUGUCCCAGUAGAUUUAGACUGUACCUUGGAGAGCCAGAGCACUUUGGAAUUCUGCCUUGUCCGAGAGAACAGUUCGAGAGGAGAGGAGAUCUCAGAGGAGGACCCUCAGAUCGACAUCGCCACGGUGCAGGACAUGCUCAGCAGCCACCACUACAAGUCCUUCAAAGUCAGCAUGAUCCAUAGGCUUCGAUUCACCACUGAUGUUCAGUUAGGUAUUUCUGGAGACAAGGUAGAGAUAGACCCUGUUACUAAUCAGAAGGCCAGCACUAAGUUUUGGAUUAAGCAGAAACCCAUUUCAAUCGAUUCUGAACUCCUCUGUGCCUGUGACCUUGUGGAAGAAAAGAGCCCAAGUCAUGCAAUAUUUAAACUUACAUAUCUAAGCAAUCACGACUACAAACACCUGUACUUCGAAUCAGAUGCUGCUACUGUCAAUGAAAUUGUACUGAAGGUUAACUAUAUUCUGGAAUCGCGAGCAAGUACAGCCAGAGCAGAAUAUUUUGCUCAGAAACAGAGAAAACUGAACAGGAGAACAAGCUUCAGCUUCCAGAAGGAGAAGAAAUCGGGACAGCAGUAGCGCCGGGCCUCGAACGGAGCCCGACCGCCGUGCUCGGGGCGGGGCUGCCGGCGGCCGCGGCACAGCGGCGGUGCUGCGGCUGCUGACGGCGGGAGCGGCCGGGGAGGACAUCGGCGCCGUCCCAAACGUCGCGGCUGCGCGAUGGGCCCUCCUUGGCGAGGGGAGGUCUCCCCGUGCCACAAAUAUGAGCCAUAUCAGCCGGAAAGAAGACUGUUACGCUUCAGGUUCCUUUGAUUAGAAAUAAGAGAAUGACGUAGACUGGCAUCAUUUAAUUACUGUAUUAUGUACAAUCACGAGAAGAGAUGUGAUUACGUAUUAUUUCACAGCCUGGUUAAAAUAAAUUAUAUACAUCUGUAAUACACCCACGUACACGCAGGUAUUGCUUGUGACAUGAUCAAAUUUCUAAAAACAAAAUGUAGGACAAAUGUAUCCAUUUUUACUAUUAAUAAACAGAUGUAAUCUUUUUCAAGGUC